Mangifera indica (mango) is the source of this 2293-nucleotide messenger RNA. Its product is annotated as pectinesterase 3-like. Gene Ontology annotation, molecular function: pectinesterase inhibitor activity; pectinesterase activity. The record is from RefSeq and is a predicted model, not a curated record. Gene Ontology annotation, biological process: cell wall modification. The transcript is spliced from 2 exons. NCBI's taxonomy places the organism in Eukaryota, Viridiplantae, Streptophyta, Magnoliopsida, Sapindales, Anacardiaceae. The coding region runs from base 330 to 2084 and encodes 584 amino acids.
CGCGUCUGAAUAAUAAAAUAAUUUAAAUGUUUUUGUCGGGUCGGGUAUAAUGGCUGCUAUUUUCAUCGUUCGGAUGAUUUUCUAGCCACGUUUACCAUUUUCUUUGUAAUUAAAUGAAUAUUAAUCAAGUAUAGUAGGGUAAAAUACAAGUAUUUUUAAUUUUAAUUAAUUUAUAAUUGUAAUUAACAAAAUUAUUAAGAAGUAUCGAAGAAAGAGCUUCUUAUCUUUGCCUCCCUCCCUCCCUCCCUCUCCCUUCUAUAAAUGCACAUUCUACUCGGACAUCUUCUUCACAUAUCUCACAGAGAUUAUUUUUAAACAAACUAAGUACGAUGGAUUCCAUCAAGUCCUUUAAGGGCUACGGCAAAGUUGAUCCUGCUGAAGAACAAACAUUCCGGAAAAGGACACGGAAGCGUUUGAUCGUUUUAAUUGUCUCUGCCGUUGUUCUUGUUGCUGUCAUCAUCGGAGCUGUUGUGGGGGUAGUAGUGCACAAGGGAAAAAGUUCUUCUGAUGAUUCAAUUCCGGCAUCUAGUAUGACCCCGGCGGAGUCUCUCAAAGCGGUUUGCAGUGUGACCCGAUACCCCAGUUCUUGCUUCUCCAGUAUCUCCAGUCAGGCGGGCGCCUUCAACACUACUGACCCAGAAAUGUUCUUCAAGCUCUCUUUACGUGUCGCCAUUAAUGAGAUGUCGAAGCUGUCGGAAGUUCCAUCUGCGCUCAUGGAGAAAACCGAUGAUGCUCAAGUUAAAGCUGCUUUGACCGUUUGUGGAACAGUGUUCGAUGAUGCAGUGGAUCGGCUCAACGAUUCUUUAUCUUCCUUGGAGGGAGAGAAUUUGUCCUCAUCAAAGAUUGAUGAUAUGAAGAGUUGGCUCAGUGCUUCAAUCACUGACCAAGAAACAUGUUUAGAUGCUCUGAACGAGCUAAACUCAACUCAUUAUGGAAACUCCUCCAUUGUAGAAGAUAUCACAACUGCCAUGGAGAACUCUACACAGUUUGCGAGCAAUAGCUUGGCCAUUGCAGCAAAGAUAGUUAGUGUACUGUCCAAUGUUAAAGUUCCCAUUCAUAGGAGGUUACUUGGUUUUGAAAGAUCAGAUUCUUCAGGGUUUCCGAGAUGGGUUAGCGCCGGCGAUAGGCGGCUUCUCCAGGAGUCCAAGCCUACACCGAAUGUCACGGUGGCGGCGGACGGCACUGGGGAUUUCACCAAGAUCAAGGAUGCUGUAAAUGCGGUGCCUAAAAAGAGUAAAGCAAGAUUUGUGAUAUAUAUUAAAGCGGGAACUUACAAAGAGAAUGUGAUUUUGGAUAAAAAUAAGUGGAAUGUGAUGAUGUAUGGAGAUGGCCAAACAAAGACUACCGUUUCCGGAAGCUUGAAUUUCAUUGAUGGAACUCCUACAUUCUCUACAGCAACCGUUGCUGUUGCUGGUAAGGGCUUCAUGGCAAAAGACAUGACUUUCAUCAACACAGCAGGCCCAGAGAAACACCAAGCAGUGGCCUUUCGAUCUGGCUCCGAUCAGUCGGUAUAUUACCGGUGUACCUUCGAUGCAUUUCAGGACACUCUGUACGCCCACUCCAACCGCCAAUUUUACAGGGAAUGUGACAUUAUAGGCACCAUCGACUUCAUCUUUGGCAAUGCUGCUGUUGUUUUCCAAAACUGCAACAUCAAGCCUAGGCAGCCUCUGGCUAACCAAUUCAACACCAUCACAGCCCAGGGCAAAAAAGACCCAAAUCAGAACACUGGCAUUUCAAUUCAGAAGUGUACAUUUUCACCUCUGGCCACUCUAACAGCCCCAACAUACCUUGGUAGGCCUUGGAAAAACUACUCCACUACAGUCAUUAUGCAAUCUGAUAUUGGGUCAUUCUUGAAUCCAUUGGGCUGGAAAGAAUGGAUCAGCAACGUUGAUCCACCAAGUACCAUAUUCUAUGCUGAGUACCAAAACACCGGCGCGGGCUCAAGCACCGGUCAGCGGGUUAAAUGGCCUGGUUAUAAGCCCAGUCUGACAAAUGUUGAAGCAGGAAAAUUUACAGUGGGGACAUUUAUCCAAGGAAGAGUAUGGUUGCCAGAGACUAGUGUUACAUUUGAACAAGCCUUAUGAUUUAAAGAGGUUGGUUAGAGAGGUAGAUAAGAUAAUUCAAGGCCAAGAGUUUGAUAUUGGUGAAACAUUGAGAUACAGUUUGUGUGUGUAUGUGUUUGUGCUUUUGGAUUUGUUCUCUUUUUUGUAACAUUCUUUAGAAUACAAGUGAAAGUAUAAGUAAAUUUCAUGAAGAUGAGAUAAGAAUGAACAAGAGUGAAUCUGUUUCUGAA